AUGUUGAGCCUAGCAAUCAUCUCGCUAUUGACAGUUUAUCUGGCGGUUUCCAAAGCAUUAAUCUUGCCAGAUAUUUACUCGCUACCAAGUACGAGUUCGGAAUUACUGUCUGGUAUCAACAAUAUUGAAGAUAGAAGCCCUUCUAACGAAAACAAAGCUUCUCUCUUGGAAACCAAUACCUUGGACAAUAUCCUUCCAUUCCAUUAUAUCGUAGUCUACAAGCAGUCCACAUCAAAGUCGAAACGUGAAGAACAUGAAUACUGGAUCACCAGAGAACACCAAGAAAUGAUGUCCAACUACAUCCGCAGGGAUGAAAACGAAAUCGCUCCUAAACCAUUAGACUUCUUCGGGAUUGGUGACACCGUCAGAGGAUAUUCCGGAUAUUUCUCCAACUCGCUCCUUCAAGAAAUCCUCAAAAAUCCAGAAAUCGAUUUCGUCGAACAUGAUGCAAAAAUAAACAUCCAAAAAUUUCAAAUCCAAAAUAAUGCAACUUGGGGUCUCGCCCGGAUCUCACAACGACUUAAUUUCAAUAAUGGAUAUUUCUUAUAUGACGACCAAGGAGGGAAAGGAGUGACUGCAUACGUAGUCGACACAGGUAUAGCCACCACCCUUGCGGAAUUUGAAGGCAGAGCAAGCUGGGGUAAAUCAAUUGCUAAUCCCGAAUUGACCACUGAUGUACAUGGUCAUGGAACCCAUGUUGCCGGCAUACUCGGAUCAAAAACAUAUGGAGUUGCAAAGCAAGUCAAACUCGUUGCAGUUGGGGUGAUGAAUUCACACGGUGGGGAAUAUAAUUCAGAUAUAAUCAAAGGAAUCGAAUAUGCCGCAAUUCAACAUAAGAAAGAUAUCCAAUCUAAGAAAAAAGGAUUCAGGGGGUCGGUGGUUAAUAUAUCCAUUGGAGAAGUACUUUCGAACGCAUUAGAUAUGGCGGUGAAUGAAGCCACGGCGGAGGGAUUACAUGUUGCGGUUGCGGCUGGGAAUGCGGGUGAUGAUGCGCGUAAACAUUCACCAGCCAGGGCUAGUUGA
Molecule: messenger RNA, 1023 nt
Organism: Hemisphaericaspora subhashii
Lineage: Eukaryota; Fungi; Ascomycota; Pichiomycetes; Serinales; Debaryomycetaceae
Product: S8 family peptidase
Exons: 1
Coding region: 1-1023 (340 amino acids)
Biological process (GO): proteolysis
Molecular function (GO): serine-type endopeptidase activity
Source: RefSeq, a predicted model, not a curated record